AUGUCUCAACAAGAUAAUGUCAAAAAAGCUACCGAAGGUGUCGCUAACCUACAUCUCGAUGAAGCUACUGGAGAAAUGGUCUCUAAGUCUGAAUUGAAGAAGCGUAUCAAACAAAGACAAGUUGAAGCUAAGAAGGCUGCCAAAAAGGCUACUGCGCAACCAAAACCAGCUUCCAAAAAAAAAACUGAUUUACUAGCUGAUUUGGAUCCAUCACAGUACUUUGAAGCAAGAUCUCGCCAAAUCCAAGAAAUGAGAAAGAGUCACGAACCAAACCCAUACCCACAUAAGUUCCAGGUUUCUAUAUCUAAUCCUGAGUUCUUGGCUAAAUACGCACACUUGAAAAAGGGUGAAACUUUACCAGAAGAAAAGGUUUCCAUUGCUGGUAGAAUUCAUGCUAAAAGAGAAUCAGGUUCCAAAUUAAAGUUUUACGUUCUUCAUGGUGACGGUGUCGAAGUUCAACUCAUGUCUCAAUUGCAGGACUAUUGUGACCCAGAUUCUUAUGAAAAAGAUCAUGACCUUUUGAAGAGGGGUGAUAUUGUUGGUGUUGAAGGUUAUGUCGGAAGAACCCAACCUAAGAAGGGUGGUGAAGGUGAAGUCUCUGUUUUUGUUAGCAGAGUGCAAUUACUGACACCAUGUUUGCAUAUGUUACCUGCAGACCAUUUUGGUUUCAAGGACCAAGAAACCAGAUAUAGAAAGCGUUAUUUGGAUUUGAUCAUGAACAAAGACGCUAGAAACCGUUUCAUUACUCGUUCUGAAAUUAUCCGUUAUAUUAGAAAAUUCCUGGACCAAAGAAAAUUUAUUGAAGUGGAAACUCCGAUGAUGAACGUUAUUGCUGGUGGGGCCACUGCUAAGCCAUUUGUCACUCACCAUAAUGAUCUUGAUAUGGACAUGUACAUGAGAAUUGCUCCGGAAUUAUUCUUGAAAGAAUUAGUUGUCGGUGGUUUGGACCGUGUUUAUGAAAUUGGUAGACAAUUCAGAAAUGAAGGUAUCGAUAUGACACAUAAUCCAGAAUUCACCACCUGUGAGUUCUAUCAAGCAUAUGCAGAUGUAUAUGAUUUGAUGGAUAUGACCGAAUUGAUGUUUUCAGAAAUGGUCAAGGAGAUCACUGGUUCUUACGUCAUCAAGUACCAUCCAGACCCUGCUGAUCCUGCUAAAGAACUAGAAUUGAACUUUUCGAGGCCAUGGAAGAGAAUUAAUAUGAUUGAAGAAUUGGAGAAAGUGUUCAACGUCAAAUUUCCAUCCGGUGAUCAAUUGCAUACCGCUGAAACUGGUGAGUUUUUGAAAAAGGUUCUUUCCGACAAUAAACUGGAAUGUCCUCCUCCAUUAACCAAUGCUCGUAUGUUAGACAAACUUGUUGGUGAAUUAGAAGACAUGUGUAUCAACCCAACUUUCAUUUUUGGUCACCCUCAAAUGAUGUCUCCAUUGGCCAAGUACUCAAGAGAUCAACCAGGCCUAUGUGAGCGUUUUGAAGUCUUUGUUGCUACAAAGGAAAUCUGUAAUGCUUACACCGAGUUGAACGAUCCUUUUGACCAAAGAGCUCGUUUCGAGGAACAAGCAAGACAAAAGGAUCAAGGUGAUGACGAAGCUCAAUUGGUCGACGAAACCUUCUGUAAUGCUUUAGAGUACGGUUUACCACCAACCGGUGGUUGGGGUUGUGGUAUUGAUAGAUUGGCCAUGUUCUUGACCGAUUCCAACACUAUUAGGGAAGUUUUGUUGUUCCCAACUUUGAAACCUGAUGUUUUGAGAGAUGAAGUCAAGAAGGAAGAAGAACAUGAAGCCAAAUAA
Molecule: messenger RNA, 1785 nt
Organism: Saccharomyces mikatae IFO 1815
Lineage: Eukaryota; Fungi; Ascomycota; Saccharomycetes; Saccharomycetales; Saccharomycetaceae
Gene: KRS1
Product: lysine--tRNA ligase KRS1
Exons: 1
Coding region: 1-1785 (594 amino acids)
Biological process (GO): lysyl-tRNA aminoacylation
Cellular component (GO): cytoplasm; cytosol
Molecular function (GO): lysine-tRNA ligase activity; ATP binding; tRNA binding
Source: RefSeq, a predicted model, not a curated record